Molecule: messenger RNA, 1941 nt
Organism: Ictalurus furcatus (blue catfish)
Lineage: Eukaryota; Metazoa; Chordata; Actinopteri; Siluriformes; Ictaluridae
Gene: myadmb
Product: myeloid associated differentiation marker b
Exons: 2
Coding region: 420-1301 (293 amino acids)
Cellular component (GO): membrane
Source: RefSeq, a predicted model, not a curated record
AGAGACAGACAGAGAGAUAGGGAGAGAGACAGACAGGUACAGAGAGACAGACAGAGAGAGAGAGAGACAGACAGACAGACAGACAUUCAAAGAGACAGACAGAGAGAUAGAGAAAGACAGACAGGGACAGAGAGACAGACAGAGAGAGAGAGAGACAGACAGAGUGAAUGGGGGUUCUGUACUAAUAUGGAGAUUCUGGGCGGAGUGUGUGGAGUUUUUUCACUCUCUCUCUUUCUCUUGCACUGUAAACUCCCAUCACUGAGCUCACAUUGAAUAACAUACACUCUCUUACACACACUUUUACACACACACACAGUCAGAGCUCAGAGACUCCACGAGGCAAGGAGAAGAUCAGAUCAGACAUCCUUCUUCCCAACAACCCAGCAGCAGAGAUCAGGAGUGUCUGAGACCUUCCCAUCAUGCCGGUGGUGUUCCGCUCCUCCCCGUUGAUGUGGUCGCGGGUGGCGGCUAUGGUGUUUGCGUGUGUGGCGUUUAGCGUAGCACUGUACGGUGCACAGCUGGGGCACGGUACCGGAGACUGGUGUGUGUUCUGCUGGAGCUUCAGCUUCGCUGGGACACUACUGAUCCUCCUGGUGGAGAUCUGUGGCCUGCAGUCUCGCGCUCCUGUCUCCUGGAAAAACUUCCCCAUUACCUUCGCCUGCUAUGCCUCUCUGCUCUGUCUGUCCGCCUCCAUCAUCUUCCCUCUGUUCUUCCUGAAAGGCUACGGGGGACGCGAGGAAUACGUCAACUGCCGCAUCGUCUCCACUGUCUUCUCAUGCCUCGCCACGCUCGCCUACUUCAGCGAGGUCAGCCUGAGCAAGGCGCGUCCAGGUGAGGUGUCCGGCUACAUGGCUACAGCGCCAGGCAUUCUGAAAGUCUGUGAGACCUUCAUUGCCUGCGUCAUCUUCGUUUUUAUCAGCGAUCCGGUGUCUUAUAACCAGAAUGCAGCAACAAAAUGGUGUCUCUCGGUCUACUGCAUCUGCUUCAUCCUAUCAGCGGCCAUCAUCAUCAUGUGCAUCGCUGAGUGGACCGGAUUGCUCCCAGUAUCCUUCCCACGCUUCCUUUCCACCUAUGCUCUGCUCGCCGUGGUGAUGUAUCUCUCUGCCACCAUCAUCUGGCCCAUUUACAAGUUUGAUGAGAAACACGGGGGGAGCAGCCACCGGCCGAAUCAGUGCAGCUCCUUCAUGGGGCUCUGUGUGUGGGAUAAGCUGUUAGCCAUCGCUGUCCUCACAGCAAUAAACUUCCUGCUGUAUCUUGCAGACCUGAUCUAUUCAGCCAGGCUUGUCUUUGUUACAGUUUAAUCAAGGAACAACCUCGCCUCCACUUCCAAUACCCUUUCUGCUCAGCCACCAUUAAAUUACCGUUAUUAGCUUGAAUGAAGUGCGUUAGAUUAGCAUACUCUGACAUCACUGUAAUCUUUAUGUUUCUUUUCUAAAGCUGUUUACAAAAGAUCAAUAAAAUUCUUCAAAAUUAAACUGGGUGUUAUGAAGCUGGCUACGUAGACAACCAGGUAAUUUGCAGGCUCACUAGUUAGCAAGGCAGAUUAUUCUAGCUAGGUAACAAAUCACACUAGCUGGUUAGUUAAGUGUGAAGUGUUCCUCACUCGCACAGUAUUUAGAGGAAGUCUAUGAGGGCAGAGUUGGGCACAGUAUUGGGAAGUGGGCGUGGUUUCAUGGUCAUUGUGGUGUCAGUGUGCCACUUAUGCUAGCCUCUCUUUCUUUGUCUUUCUGUGACCUCAAACACACUGUGUGGUAAAGCUUCAUUUAUCAGUGUUCAUUUUUCAGAGUUAUGUGGUUUCACCUCGUUUUCAGCAAUCGUAUUAUACCAAAGAUUUCUGUGCAUCAGAGCAAUUUUAAAAGAAAAUGUCACAAUCCAAGUUGCUAGUUUUAGAGCUUGUUUAAUUUGUAUGCAUUUAAAAUGAAUUUUUUUUUUUUUUUUUUU